AUGCCUCAACGACGGGACUUGAGAGCAGCGCGGAGACAUCGGCCCGGCGCACUCAAUCGUCCGAGCCGUGCAAUUGUCGCCGGAUGGAAUAACGAACUCGCAGAUGACAGGUUUGGUGGGUGCAAGGAUCGAUGGAGGAAACGGUACGGCGGGGUACAUGACAGUACAUCGGCCUUCCAAAAUCGCCAAAUGCCGACCGACGGCCUGAGUAAGCUUGUGUUCGCUCCGGCGUUGCUUUGUCCAGACAGCGCGCAGAGACCCCAGUUCGCCGAAGAACUCCCCAUUCUGAUUCCGCUGCCCGCAAUUCAAAAGCGAGAGCGAAUCAAGGCGUGCUAA
Molecule: messenger RNA, 336 nt
Organism: Chaetomium globosum CBS 148.51
Lineage: Eukaryota; Fungi; Ascomycota; Sordariomycetes; Sordariales; Chaetomiaceae
Exons: 1
Coding region: 1-336 (111 amino acids)
Source: RefSeq, a predicted model, not a curated record